AUGCUCCCCAAUCUUGACCUCAGUUGGGUCGUGGUUUUAUUCACCCUACAUGGCCUUUCCUCUACAGUCUUGGCUUCUCCGAACAACGUCCUCGAAGAUAGAGCCGUUUACACUUGUACCGUUGAGGCCAACAAUGACGGCUCCGAUGAUUCCCCAGCCAUCCUCGCAGCCUUCAAGGAAUGCCGUAAGAAUCGCCGGAUCGUCUUUUCCAACACGACGUACAAUAUUGAAAAGAUGAUGACCACGACUGAUCUGGAGAAUACCCAGAUCGAGAUCCAUGGGACCUUGGUGUGGAGCAAAGACACCGACUACUGGCUCAGUAACCCGCAGCCGACCGGUUUCCAAAACGGCUCUGCGGCGUGGUUCCUGGGCGGGAAGAACAUCACAGUUGACGGCUUUGGAUAUGGAACCUUGGACGGUAACGGACAGGCCUGGUACAACCUAGUCAAAGGCCAGUCCAACUACCCCGACCGCCCUCAUGCCCUAGCAAUCUGGAAAGCGUCAGGCAUGACAGUGAGAAACGUACGCAUGGUCCAGAGUCAGAUGUGGACCAUCGCAAUAAUGCACUCACAGAACGUGCUAUUCGACGGCGUAUACAUCAACAGCACUACCAACAACGGGUACCCUGCCAGGAACACGGACGGCGCAGACACCAUUGACUCGGACCGCAUCACGUUCCGCAAUAUGUACAUCCGAAAUGGCGACGAUGCGAUUGCCAUUAAAGGCAACUCUACCAACAUCCUCAUUGAAGACUCCACCAUGGAUCACUCUCUGGGUAUAGCCUUUGGCAGUCUUGGCCAGUAUAAGAACGAGUUCGAGCGCGUUGAAAACGUGACUGUGAGGCGUAUCAAGGGCUUGGGGACUCGGUAUGGCGCAUAUGUGAAGACGUGGACUGGAGAUCAGGUUUCCUACUGUUGGUAUACACGUAGGCAGGUCAGACCUUUUGGUCGCAACUAG
Messenger RNA from Colletotrichum tamarilloi, 957 nucleotides. Its product is annotated as polygalacturonase. Gene Ontology annotation, biological process: carbohydrate metabolic process. The coding region runs from base 1 to 957 and encodes 318 amino acids. Gene Ontology annotation, molecular function: polygalacturonase activity. The transcript has 3 exons. The record is from RefSeq and is a predicted model, not a curated record. Lineage: Eukaryota; Fungi; Ascomycota; Sordariomycetes; Glomerellales; Glomerellaceae.